Molecule: messenger RNA, 3034 nt
Organism: Chanos chanos (milkfish)
Lineage: Eukaryota; Metazoa; Chordata; Actinopteri; Gonorynchiformes; Chanidae
Gene: plat
Product: plasminogen activator, tissue
Exons: 15
Coding region: 89-1822 (577 amino acids)
Biological process (GO): plasminogen activation; smooth muscle cell migration
Molecular function (GO): serine-type endopeptidase activity
Source: RefSeq, a predicted model, not a curated record
GCGGAUACUCGUGUGUCGACACGGAUUUCACAUACACUCGUUUACCUGCUUGUUCACGAGUCAUUAACUGGAAGACCUAACAGAGAAGAUGAACCGAACACUGCAAUUCUUAUUGCUGGUUUCCACUGUCUGUUGCACUCUUGCUGACACGGUGGUGCAUCAACGGGAGAAGAGGGGAACACGCAGUUAUAGAGAACGUUGUCUGGACUCUGAAUCGGCCGCAGUGCGGGUUUUGGGUGAGACUUGGCUACGCUGGAGAGGUCAGACAGCAGAGUACUGUCGCUGCACCUCACGAGGACGGACACGGUGUCACUAUGUACCAGUCACCACAUGCUAUGUGUCACGGUGUUACAAUGGAGGGACAUGUAAGGAGGCAGUGUACUCCACAGACUUCCUCUGUCAGUGUCCACCAGGGUUCACUGGACCUCAGUGUGAGAUCAAUAUGAGGGAGAAGUGUGUGGUUGGGCAAGGGGCCAGUUACAGGGGUACUUGGAGCAUAACUCACUCGGGGGCCGAGUGUAUUAACUGGAAUUCAACAUCACUCAGAGGGAAAAGGUUCACUGCCAGGAGGCCAGAUGCUAACACUAUGGGACUGGGAAAUCACAACUACUGCAGGAACCCGGACGGUGAUGCCAAACCUUGGUGUUAUGUUUACAAAAGAACCCAGAUCGCCUGGGAGUUCUGCUCUCUGCCAAGCUGCCCAACGGUGUCGAACCAGGAGUGUGUGCAGGGGGCAGGUCAGUCUUACAGGGGAACAAAGUCAGUCAGCAAGAGCGGCCUCAAGUGCCUACCCUGGGACUCUCCUGCUGUCUCACGCAAAAUAUACACAGCCUGGAGACCAGACGCCAGAGAACUGGGGCUGGGAAGCCAUAACUUCUGCAGGAAUCCAGACGGUGAUCUAAGCCCCUGGUGUCAUGUUUAUAAAGGCUCACAGCUGACCUGGGAACUGUGUGACAUCUCCAAAUGCCCGAGGGGCACUAUCUUGAAACCAACAUUUCUUCCACGAGCUCCUACAACCAACAGUAACAGAGGUUCUUGUGGUCGGCGGAUACAGGACCCCGCACCCAGGCAGUUCAGGAUUUUGGGGGGUCAGGGCAGUGACAUUAAAGACCAGCCAUGGCAGGCAGCCAUAAACGCGUUCAGACCGCGUUCCAAGUCAUACAACCAUCUGUGCGGAGGAGUUCUCAUCGACUCCUGCUGGGUCCUCUCUGCUGCACACUGCUUCACCGAACGACUCAACUCGCGUCGUCUGCAGGUGAUCCUUGGUAGGACGUUUAGACUGGAGAACUCCAGCAGCGAGCAAAUCUUUGAUGUCGAGCAAUACUGGACCCAUGAAAACUACGAAGAAGAAACCUAUGACAAUGAUAUUGCUCUGUUAAAGCUGAAGACCGACACAGGCAUCUGUGCUAUCAACUCUCCCGAGGUUCUACCCGCUUGUUUACCGGACCCAAACCUGGUUCUGCCAGACUGGACCGAGUGUGAAAUCUCUGGCUAUGGCAAAACAGCAGAAUUCUCUCCUUUCUAUUCGGAACGAGUGAAGAGAGGGCACGUGCGAUUGUGGCCUCAGGACCGGUGCGUACCGGAGAUACUGUCUGGGCGUGUGGUGACUCCCAACAUGCUUUGUGCCGGAGACACACGAGGCCUGGACGAUGCUUGCAAGGGGGACUCUGGCGGACCUCUCGUCUGCCCUAAAGAUGGCAGAAUGACUCUCCUGGGUUUGAUUAGCUGGGGAGACGGCUGUGGAAAGAAAGACACUCCGGGCGUUUACACGCGCGUCACGAAAUACACCGACUGGAUCGCCAGCAAGAUGAGGGCCAACUGAAAGCCUCUCGCAUUUGUACAAAUACACGCGCAGACACAUGUUCACACAAAUAUGGACUGCUGGGUGUUUACGGGGGCAUAAGCUUAACCCACCACCACCACCACUCCCCCCCUUCCCCCCACCACACCUCUUAUGAAAGGAAAGGUACACCCAUCAUAAUCCCACAGCACAAACAAGUCGCAAUUAACACGGACUAAAACCGACCGCUGCGGGAUUCUAAAGUGCCAGUAAUAGAGUGAUGAAUCAUUCGUUACGCAGUUUGUGAAAUCAUGGAGAUGGGGCUGGGGUGGGGGACCUAACUCCAUAUUACGAAUUUCUAGUAAUGUUUUUUUUUUUUGCUGUUAGCACUUUUAUAUGCUGUGAUGGAGAAAGUACAGGAAACUGAAAAGAGUCAGUUCACCUAGGGACCAGGCCUUGUUCACAGUUGCUAAACUCUACACUACACAAGUGCACUUAGCUGUGAUAGCACUGUUUCACCUUCGCCCCCCCUCUGUCUUCAUUAGAUGUUCUGUCUCAAUAGCGUCUCAGUUUGGUGCCAUAGAUGUCUCAGAGAAUCAUAAAGAUCUCUUUGGAAGCAAGACAUUUUCAGUUUGUGAUGCUUUAACCGUGAGAAGACGUAGACUGAUAGAAAAAUGUGAUGUGAGCUGGUUGACUCUGGGGAGAUGAACACAUUAAAAUCUCAGCGUGUCCAAUCAGAACUGUCAUAGGACACUUGCCAGCCAAUGACAGAGAGCCAAAGAAAACCCCCAACUUUAGCAUGACUUACUGCAAUUUUAUUGGAGCAAGUCAAGAGUUUAUAAAAGUAAAAGUACAGAAACGAAUGGAGACAGCGGACAAAAUGGUCUGGAAUGCUGAAAAACAAAACGCUUAGCACAAAAAAUAGGACGACACAGGUUUAAAAAUAGACGUGGGUGGGUCUAAUUAAGCAGAAAUUGAGUGGGCUUUAUGAGGUCUGGGGUUGUUUGUUUAAAUGUAAAAUUAGUUAGCUCAUUUUGCCUUUUACGCACUUCCAGGCUUUUAAAUAUAGAAUACCAGUGAUGAAACUUCAUUUUUAAUACUUGUUUUAACACUAAACAUCUGCGGGGACAGAGAGAGAGAGAUGCUGAUUUCUUUGUAUGUUUUGGUGAAUAGUUGUUGGGUUGAACUCAACAUCAAUGUUGAUUUUUCACGUACUGUAUAUUCCAUAGGACUUUAGCCUGUAGCUGCAUUCAG